CGCUAGAGGUGAACACGAAUCCUGUAUGUGGGACGGACUACUCGGUCUGAACUCUUUUUUCUCUCCCCCACACAGAUGUCUAGGCUUCUAGCGCCGGAGCUCCAGCGAGUUUAAACAGCAAACACCGACUCCUCACUCAUGCGACUCGGAUCUCUGUGUCGGGGCCGACUCGCGCUUUUGUCCGCUGUUUUCGGAGCACUUAACUACACAAACUUGAAGGAGCAAUCUGUAAGUUGGGGUUUUUCUUUUUCCUGUUUUCCCCACUGUGGGUAAAAAAAGGAGUUAAAUAAAAGGCUCAGAAGUUUACGCGGUGAAUCAAAAAAAAAGGAACAAGCGUGAUGUGAACCAUUAUACUUACAAAGGACUGCGACCUUUUUGACUGUUUAGACAAAUCCGACGGACACAAGGUGCAGUUUCAGUUUAUAAUUUCCGUUACUUAUUAUUUAUUUAUUUAUAUUUAUUUUAGUAUUAUGAAUGGUACACGCACUGUCAUGGAGCUCAUCAACAGCCCGAGACCUGAGUGGUGAAGAAACAGCAUCAAUAAGAUCGCAGCUAUGAAGGUCUUCACGCUGUGCGCCGGAGCGGCCUUCGCACUCCUGUGGAGCUUUCUCGGCUUCUUUCAGAGUGUCCAGUGCACUUUAGGGGAAGACCAUGUCCACUCGAGCUUCAUUUACAGACGCCUGAGAAACCACGAGCGCAGAGAAAUCCAAAGGGAGAUUCUCUCCAUCCUGGGUUUGCCCCAUCGGCCGAAACCCUUCUCUCCGGCAAAGCAGGCAUCUUCGGCACCUCUCUUCAUGCUCGAUCUGUACAACGCCAUGGCGACCGAGGAAGCGGAGGAGGACGCACUACUCGAGAGCACAGGCAAAGCGAUCAGUAUAAACUCUCUGGGAAAUUCGCGCAAAAGCCAGCACAGCGCUCCGUAUGGAUAUUCUCGUGCGCCCGUGGCCUGGACAAGUCAGAGUCCACCUUUGGCUACUUCACACGACGCAAACUUUCUGAACGAUGCCGACAUGGUCAUGAGCUUUGUGAAUCUGGUGGAGAGAGACAGGGAUUUUUCCCACCAGAGGAGACACUAUAAAGAGUUCCGUUUUGACCUGACUCAAAUUCCGGAAGGGGAGGCCGUAACAGCAGCAGAGUUUCGCAUCUAUAAAGAUCACAGCCAUGGGAGAUAUGAAAACGUCACACUAAAGGUCUCCAUAUACCAGGUGACCAGGGAAUAUCAAAAUAGGGAUGCAGAGACAUUUCUGCUCGAUUCGAAGAAAAUUCGUGCCUCAGAUGGAGGAUGGCUGGUGUUUGACAUCACAGCCACCAGUAACCAUUGGUUGCUUAACCCGCAGCAAAACAUGGGCCUUCAGCUCUGUGUAGAGACCAUGGACGGUCGAAGCAUCAACAUGAAAUCCGCUGGGAUCAUUGGCAGGAGUGGGCCGCAAUCCAAGCAGCCUUUUCUUGUGGCAUUUUUCAAAGCCAGUGAAGUGUUGCUACGCUCUGUCAGGGCCACAGGGGGAAAGAGGAAGAAUCCUAGCAGAAACAAAGGCAGGAAUCAACCGAAAACCUCACAGGUCAAAAGGAUUGAAGAGCAAAACAUCAGCGAACAGAAGCAAGCCUGCAAGAAGCAUGAGCUUUAUGUCAGCUUCCGUGAAUUAGGAUGGCAGGACUGGAUAAUUGCACCUGAGGGCUAUGCAGCGUUUUAUUGCGACGGAGAAUGCUCAUUCCCACUCAAUGCACAUAUGAAUGCAACAAAUCAUGCAAUUGUGCAAACUCUGGUCCAUCUCAUGUUUCCUGAGAAUGUGCCAAAGCCUUGCUGUGCACCGACCAAACUGAACGCAAUCUCUGUGCUAUACUUCGAUGACAGCUCAAAUGUAAUUCUGAAAAAAUAUCGCAAUAUGGUAGUCAGGUCUUGUGGGUGCCACUGAACUCUGUGUAUGUUUGGGUGUGAUUGGAGACUCUAGAGUAAGCAUUUUUUUUUUUUUGUAAAAACCUGCCACCUAUAAUAUUGCUGGAAUAAAACACAUACCAAAUAGAUAGUUUUGAGAUUUACAGUGAUGUACAGUGUUAUGUAUAUAUUAGCUCAUGAAUGUGCUUAUUUAUUUGGCUUUAUUUUGAAAUAACAGAAGAUACGUUGAACAUUUACCACUUGCAGAUAGUAAAUGCUCUUUCCUGAAUACCUAUCUGAGGCCAGUCAAUUAAGCAGCAGCUAUUAUUGCCCCUUUUGAUCAUGAACAAUAUUUCUGGCGAUUUUAAAUGCUGAUGUUUUGAUUCCCUGCAGAAUUUACAUUAGUAAUUUGAAUAAUAUAUAUAUUGCAUUUAUUGUAUUAGGACAAUGUUAAUGUGUUAUUAAAUAUGUUUCCAAAA
Molecule: messenger RNA, 2352 nt
Organism: Hemibagrus wyckioides
Lineage: Eukaryota; Metazoa; Chordata; Actinopteri; Siluriformes; Bagridae
Gene: bmp5
Product: bone morphogenetic protein 5
Exons: 7
Coding region: 555-1913 (452 amino acids)
Biological process (GO): SMAD protein signal transduction
Cellular component (GO): extracellular region
Molecular function (GO): growth factor activity; cytokine activity
Source: RefSeq, a predicted model, not a curated record